CAUCAUCAUGAUAUGAAGUAUCCAAGGUACUCAUCGACGAGUUUGCAACGUUUGUCAAGAAUGCAUGUUCGCAUACAUCCUUAGACAUGUAUAAAUAUGCUAUCCCCUCCUCCUGUCGUCUUCGUAUGUUCAAGCUGAAGAGAGAUAGUAUCGCCAUCCAUCGUGGGAACUACAAACAGAUAUCAACUGGACCCGAACUCACACAUUCUCUCAAAAUGGCCAGCCUUUAUCAGCAGACGAUCCCUGUCUUCAUCAAGUACUUGAAAGCCAUGGAUGGCAUUCUGGUCAAGGGCGAAAAGUACGCCGAUGAGAAUGAAGUCAAGCACGAUGACAUGAUCAAUUAUCGUAUCGUUCCAGACAUGAGAGGACUUGCAUACCAAGUCCAAUCAUGCUCCAACACAGCCAGGUUCGUCCUGUCGCGCGUGGGCAAGAUCCCGCACGUGGCGAUGGAGGACAACGAGACGACGUUUGCCGAGCUGCGGGAGCGCGUCGCCCGAACCAUCAAGAUCCUCGAGGAGUUCGACCCAAAGGCGCUCGACCGGCCCGGGGACGAGGCGUUGGUCAUGGAGACCAGGGCCGGCAAGUUUAGCUUCACGUGCCAGACCUACAUCAGCGAGUUUGCCAUUCCAAACUUUCACUUCCACCUGUCCACUGCGUACUGCAUCCUGCGCGGGCAAAAGGUGCCGUUGGAGGCUUGGGAUUACCUGAGGGAUGUGUUCCACAAGGUACCGGAUGCGGAGGAGGAAAAGUAGAAAAAAAAAAAAAAAGAAUAGGGAGCGAUGGUCAACGCCACUCUAGAGAUGCAAGUGUAUGGUACAGAUGAGAGAAAUAAUGUCGAUGAGGGGCGCUGGUGGUGGUGUUGUAUUGAACAGUGAUGAAUACUUCCUAUGCUACUGUUGUUGUUUGCUUACCUACUCGUACCUAAUCUGCCCAAGGUACUGGAGGCCCAGUCCUACUUAGAUAUCCCGUUUGUUGUUGCUGCCAGGCUGAGGGACUUGAAACACGAACCACAACUCAAGUUUGACUGGCCUGUCUGUCACCUACCUAAGCCCACAGCCAUGUCAUUACUCGA
This is a messenger RNA of Pyricularia grisea, 1072 nucleotides long. RefSeq lists its product as uncharacterized. The transcript is spliced from 2 exons. Lineage: Eukaryota; Fungi; Ascomycota; Sordariomycetes; Magnaporthales; Pyriculariaceae. Bases 87 to 752 code for a protein of 221 amino acids. The record is from RefSeq and is a predicted model, not a curated record.